Oncorhynchus masou masou (cherry salmon) is the source of this 3114-nucleotide messenger RNA. RefSeq names its product ETS-related transcription factor Elf-2-like. Gene Ontology annotation, cellular component: nucleus. The record is from RefSeq and is a predicted model, not a curated record. Bases 322 to 2079 code for a protein of 585 amino acids. Gene Ontology annotation, molecular function: sequence-specific DNA binding; DNA-binding transcription factor activity, RNA polymerase II-specific. The transcript is spliced from 9 exons. Gene Ontology annotation, biological process: regulation of transcription by RNA polymerase II; cell differentiation. NCBI's taxonomy places the organism in Eukaryota, Metazoa, Chordata, Actinopteri, Salmoniformes, Salmonidae.
GUCAUUCGCUUUCGGGCUCCAGGAGGUUGAUCUGACUCCCUCCGCGAAGAGACGGCGCGCAGGAAAGCAGUGAGAUCGAAACAUCCUGUAAAACAGAACUAACGUAAACAAAUGAAAUAUACAGCAUUUUAUUAUUGUUUGUCAGUAAAAAUCUAAAUUUUGCUACGGCUAGCUUGCAAACAGUUGCGAGUAUUUCAAUUGAGGAGCAAGUCGACGUCGGUCUGGUCAACUUGGAUAGCUAGCAGUUAGUUUACACGGCUAACGUUAGGCCUAGCGUGAAGCUAUCCACCACAGGAAAAGCAACAUACGAAGGAAUGAGUGAUGACCUCUGUUGUGGUGGCAGAUGGUGGAGGGAAUAUGGUGGAGUAUGUCACUGUCAUGGAAGAGACUGAGCAGAGUGAGGAGGGGGAGGUGGUGCAGGAGAUAGUGGAGACGGUAAUAGGGGAGGAUGGGGAGGAGUAUCCUGCUGUGGUGGUUGAGGAGGUACCCAGUGCCCAGGUGGAGCAGUGCUACGCUGCCCAGGUGCUGGUCUACGAUGACGGGACCUACCUGAUGCAGGACGUGGGAGACGAGCAGGAGGUGGUCACAGAGGUGGUGGAGACAGUAGAGGUGUCAUCACACGGGGGCACCAUGUGCUUUGAUAAGACCUUCGAAGCGGCCGAGGCCCUUCUUCACAUGGACUCCCCUAGCAGUUUCCAUGGAGACCGCAACAACACAGUGGAGGACGUGAUGAUGGAGACGGUGGUGGAGGUGUCUACAGAGUGUGAGCCCAUGGAGGAGGACAGCUUCCCUAUACCCCCCGACUACGAGCCUCCCUCAGCCAAGAAGAAGAAAGGUGGAAGGAAGUCAAAGACACAACAGCCUCAGCCUGACACCAACUGCACCAUUGACCUGGGGAUCAGGAAGAGACCCAGAGAGGGAAAAGGGAGCACCACCUACCUAUGGGAGUUCCUGUUGGAUCUCCUCCAGGACAAGAACACCUGUCCCAGGUACAUCAAGUGGAUGCAGCGGGACAAGGGCAUCUUCAAACUGGUGGACUCCAAGGCGGUUUCCAAACUGUGGGGCAAACACAAGAACAAACCUGAUAUGAACUACGAGACAAUGGGCAGAGCACUCAGGUAUUACUACCAGCGGGGGAUCUUAGCAAAGGUGGAGGGUCAGAGACUGGCUUACCAGUUUAAAGACAUGCCCAAGAAUAUCAGGGUGAUCGACGAUGACGGGGAUGAAGAGGGCGAGGAGGGUGAGGGGGAACCCUCUGAGCACCACCGGGCGGUCCAGACCCUGACCCUUGACCCUGCCACCUCCACCCAGACAAAGCAGAGCUACGUCACUGUUGUCCCCGCUGCGUCCGGCAACAGGACCAUGCGUUUGGCCAUGCCCAUGGUCAUGACGACGACGCUGGGUCAGAUGACCCUCAACUCCUCCACCGUCUUCACCACCCAGGCUCCCAUCACCCUGGGCAACGCCCACGCCAGCGGGCCCAAGCUGGUGAUCCAGACCCUGCCCACCAUGAUGCCCUCCGGGGCCAAGAGCGGAGAGAAGAUCACCAUCAUCACCAUCCCGGCGGCCCAGCUAGCUCAGCUAACGCAGGGUAACCUCUCAGCCCAGCUCUCAGGCCAGCUAGCUCAGCUCAUUCAGGCCAAACCAGUCACCCAGCUCAUUCAGGCCAAACCAGUCACCCAGCUCGUGCAGGUCAAACCAGUCACCCAGCUCAUACAGGCCAAACCAGUCACCCAGCUUGUGCAGGCCAAACCAGUCACCCAGCUCGUGCAGGCUAAACCCGCCACGCUUCAGAUAAUGCAGAAACCAGCCCCUCCGCUCAUACUAGCAAAGCCUGUGAGACAGCAGCCACCUGUGGCCUCCCCUGUAGGUAUACCACAGCCCCCUCCCUCCACUGCCAUCACCACCCCUGUACCAACCCCCACUACACCCCCUGUAAAAGAGGCCAUCUCACCCCCCACAGCCCUCCCAGAGUCCUCCCCAUCCCCUCCUUCAGCGAGCACGGAGCCCUCCCAGUCCAGCCCGGAGGACCCCUCUGCCUCGGAGUCGACCCAGAACCCAGUGGCCCCUGAAUCUUGAGAACUUGAGGCCCGAGGGCUACUGACUCCAUAUUGACACUGUUUGAAGUGGAGUCUUCACUUCCCAUCCUUCUCUCACUGGGCAGUGGAGCUGUUGGACCAUACAGAGUAGGAGAGCUCUGAACUGGACCUCAGUUGGAGCGCCUAGCUUCCAGGAAGCUAGUCUUCAAACUGGAGCUGCAGUGACCUCCGUAUCAGAAAACCAGGAAGACACGAGAGGAAAAGGGACUUUGAAUACAUACUCUUUAGAAGUUCGUUGGAACUCAAACGACGGGCAAGCCUUAGAUUGUAAAUCGAAAAUCCUUUUUUAAAAUCAAAAACAUAAUAUAAGGAAGGUCUUUGUGUAAAACCUUUUUGAUACUCUGCAGCAGGUUACGUAUGAUGUAUUCGAAGUUCGAUGCAACUGCAGUUCUUUUGUAUCAUAGUUGGAAUCUUUGCUUUGGCUUUACAUCUGACUUUGUUGGUUCCCAUUCUCAGUCUCUGUAUGGCUAUCAGGCAGUAGUACCCCGCAGCACUGUCCCGCAACACUCAAUGUUCUUUUGUGUUUCUUUUUUUUUACUGUUCAGGAAUGGGAGCGAAAGGAUGUUUGUGUCAAGAAAAGACAAAUCUAGAUAGUAUAUUCCACAUUUAUGCUAUUUUCUUGUACUCGCUGUAUUGAUGUAGAUUUAAACUGAAAUGUAUUAUAAAAACUAACAUGAAUAGAAACAUCUCGUCUCAGUCAAUGCUUGUUGGCACUGAAUCGCUUUCAAAUAGUUACAAAUAUUCAGUUGGAUCUAGUUGGUCUUGUAUACUGUACAUUUAUUGAAGCUUAGGUUUCUGUACGGCUGCAAGGCCUGGACCCUGACAAGCGUCUAAAUGGUUGCUACACAAGGGGUCUGAAAGGUGAAAACGGUCCACCGGUCAAAACACCUGUAUCCUCCUUAAACCAACCAGGUCUCGCAAUUCUCACAUUUGGUUUUACAUAAAUAGGGAAAAUUAAAACUUUUUCUGCGUUAUAUUCAUCUCCAGUAUCCACUAAAACAUCUAGAUAUGUGAA